Molecule: messenger RNA, 636 nt
Organism: Pelagomonas calceolata
Lineage: Eukaryota; Pelagophyceae; Pelagomonadales; Pelagomonadaceae
Source: the annotation of a GenBank genome assembly
CUUGCUCUUCGCACUGAAUCAGCUGCAGUAGUCAAAACCGGGGAUAACAGACCCGCUCGAGCAUCGAUUCUCGAUCCAGACAACUCGCAGUACGAUGCGUGCCGCUCCGACCGUCCUGCUCUUCGUCGCUCAUGCUGCAUCAGCGCUGCAGCCGGUCUCUGUGCAGCGCCGGGCGCUGCUAGGUGGCGCGGCUGCCGCAUUAGUCGCCACAUCAAAAGAACAUGCCAACGCCGCCGGCCUUGAACAAUUCAAAACUCUGGUCGACGAGCUCGGCGCGCUGAACAAGGCCGCGCAGGCCGGCACCGCGAGCACCAAGGCCCUCCAGAAGGGCUACGUCGCGACGGUCGUGCCGCUCGAGAACGCCGCGCGGAAGAACCCGUCGCGAGCCGCGCCAGGAAGCAACCUCGGCGGUUGAGAGACCGCACAACGUCCACGCCAUCGAGCGGAUGAUGACGCCUCGACGCACAGGUACAACGCCGAGUACGAGUACGGCGAGCUCAUCGCCCAGAAGAUUUCUGCAGACGCGGCCAAGCUGAAGGCCGCGGGCACGCCGGAGGACGCGGCACCGCUCCUCCAGAAGCUCGUCGAGUCGACGGACGCGUACUGCCAGACGUUGAAUUGUGGGAACCUACUAAU